GAGAGACCAGACUCUGGUGGUGGCGGGUAAACGAAAAAGUCUGAUAGAAAUGGACGACGAGAGGAUUAGAGAGAGAGAAAGGCUUCAGAUCGAGCAGAUUCGUGAGCUUGAUUUCGAGGAGUUACAAGUCGAAGAAGUUGAUUACCUUCACGAUUCCGAUGAAGACGAUGAUGAUGAUGUUGAUCUCUCUGCAUUUCCCUUUUCUUCCCACUCCCAACCUUCUGGCAACCGUGGUGAUGAUGAACUUAUUUUCAAUCCAGCUUUGUCUUCUUUACAUACCUAUCUUGGAGAGGUUGAGGAUACUCCAAACAGAAUUUCUUUUGUGGAUGGAGGCACUGUUUUGAAGAUUCCGCUUUUCUAUCUUGAAGGAGUGGUUCUAUUUCCAGAGGCGACACUACCCCUUAGAAUUAUUCAGGCUAGUUUCUUGGCUGCUGUUGAGAGAGCUUUGAACCAGGCUAAUUCUCCAUCUACGAUAGGUGUGAUUCGUGUUUACAGAGAAGGUUCUCAGUUCAAAUAUGCCAGUGUGGGGACAACCGCAGAGAUACGACAGUAUCGUCGACUUGGUGAUGGUUCAUUCAAUGUUAUUACUCGUGGACAACAGCGGUUCCGUUUAAUGCGUCGUUGGACUGACGUCGAAGGAUUUCCUUGCGGAGAGGUACAAAUUGUUGAGGAAGAUGUGCCCCUGAGGACUCCCAGGGAUGCGUUUGGCAAACUGGUACCGUUAAGCAAGUUGCAAGGUCGAUCACCGUUGAGUGCAAUGUCGUUGUCUACACCUCUUAGAGAUUUGGACACACAGUCGGUAGCAAAUUCUGAAGAAAGUUUUGAAUGUGCUCUUUCUCCUUCCGAAAGAAGACUUCAUUAUUCUUCAGUAGUUGACUCGAUAUAUUAUAACUCAGCAAGUAGUGAUGAUGACCUAGUAGUCAGCACAUCUGAUAUCCAAUCUAGUGGGUCUAACCCAUACUACUCUAGAUCCGUUGGAUGUUUAGCUUCUGACCAUGAUGAUGAAAAGGAAGAUGGGCAAUCGUCAAUUAGCAAGACUCCUGUUUCACAAAGAAAAUGUGAGAAGCAAAAUAGGCUGGCAAAUUUCCGGGAAAAUACUGAUCUAAGCCGAUUCCGUAUGGCCCCAAGAGCAUUUUGGCCAUUCUGGCUGUAUAAGAUGUACGACUCAUAUUAUCUUGCUCAAAGGGCAGCUGAUCUGUGGAAGCAGAUAGUUGGGGUUCCAAACAUGGAGGCUUUUGUGAAUAAACCAGAUAUUCUGUCCUUUUCCAUUGCUAGUAAAAUCCCUGUGUCUGAGUCAAUUAGACAAGAGCUCUUAGAGCUUGAUGGAGUCUCAUACAGAUUGCAGCGAGAAAUCGAAUUGCUUGAAAGUUUUGAUCGUGUUCGAUGUAAACACUGUCAGACUGUCAUAGCAAGAAGAAAAGACAUGUUGGUUAUGUCUAAUGAAGGUCCUCUUGGUGCGUAUGUAAACCCACAUGGCUAUGUGCACGAGGUAAUGACCUUUUACAAAGCAAAUGACAUAGCGCUCACAGGUAGACCUAUUAAAAAGGACAGCUGGUUUCCCGGGUAUGCAUGGACAAUUGCAAACUGUGCGACAUGUGAAACCCAGCUGGGUUGGCUUUUCACAGCAACAAACCAAAAAUUGAAGCCAUCGUCUUUCUGGGCAGUUCGGGGCUCACAGGUCGCAGAUGACAUGCACUGAAACGGUAUUAAAACCAGGUCUUACUCACCAAUCUGUUUGUACUUCAAUACCAAAUCAGUAGUGCCAUAGAUACCCUGAAUAUUACAAGGUAGCUUGUGAAAGUAAAAGCCGACUACGAGUAUAGAAUUCUAAAGCUGUAACAAAACAGCUAAAGGAUUUAGAUAUUUUCAUCAAUAUACAUAACAUUAUAUAUAUGUACUCGCAUGCAUAAUAAUAAUGUGGUAGCGUUAGGCUUACGAGUAUAAUAUUACAAGGUGUGUUCUUAAUA
Molecule: messenger RNA, 1967 nt
Organism: Capsella rubella
Lineage: Eukaryota; Viridiplantae; Streptophyta; Magnoliopsida; Brassicales; Brassicaceae
Exons: 10
Coding region: 50-1699 (549 amino acids)
Biological process (GO): protein ubiquitination
Cellular component (GO): Cul4A-RING E3 ubiquitin ligase complex
Source: RefSeq, a predicted model, not a curated record